CUCUCUUUUCGAGCUCUAUUCACACAAAGUUUACGCACGUUUAUGUACGUAGGUGAAAUGUAAAGCCUAGGACGUUACUCCACUAAUCUCACUCGGGGCCCGAUGGAGUCGCUGCAAUCAGCUGUGCAUCAUAUCUUGUUAUGAUAAACAAGUAAUGAACGGCAAAACCACAUAAUUAAACAAUGGAAGGAAUGCUGCAUAAGUGGACCAAUUACAUAAGUGGUUGGCAACCUCGUUGGUUUGUGCUUGAUGGAGGAACGUUGUCUUACUAUGACUCCCAAGAAGAUGCCUGGAAAGGUUGCAAGGGCAGCAUUAAGAUUUCAGUAUGUGAAAUCCAAGUUCAUUCCUCUGACUCUACACGAGUUGACCUGACCAUACCAGGAGAGCAGUACUUUUACCUCAGAGCCAUCAAUGCAGCAGAGAGGCAGAAAUGGCUGGUGGCACUGGGAACAUCCAAAGCUUGCCUUACAGACAACCGAACAAAAAGAGAGAAAGAGCUCCACGAGAACACAGAGGCACUGAAAACUAAGAUGUCAGAACUCCGAUUGUACUGUGACCUUCUUCUACAACAAGUCAACAAAAUAAAGGAGAAUGAUGAGCUAGCAGACACAGCGGAGACCGGAAUAGACACUGGAAACAUGGUAAAGUCUACAUGCACCACCUUUCUUAAGACUCUGGAGGAAUGCAUGCAGAUAGCAAACCGUUCUUUUAGUACGGAUAUGGCAACACAGAGUCCACCAGGGUCUCCUCCAGUAGCAGCCAUCAAACCUCAGAAGAUUAAACCUGUCAAUCAUUUAAACCACAACCUUGGAGAAAAAUGGAGAGAUUUGUCUGAAUCCUCAGGAGAAGCAAUUGCACAUGACAACCAGAGCCUUGACUCUGGAGUAGAAGGGCCAGAUGAGCCAGAUAGACCAGAACAACAUCCUUCCCCAUCAGACAUUGAUGCGGCCAACAGCAUCAGCUCAGUCGCCGAGGGGGGAGUCGAUCCUCAGUUACACACUACCCAGAAUACCUCUGAGAUUGAACACUACGACCAACCAGCAGAGGGGGACGAGGAAAACGAAGUUGACGAUCAAAAGGAGACAAAAGAAGAGCAGAAGCACAAAGCGGACCAAAAUCACGGAGAGCAGGACAACAACAACAAGGAAGCGAACGCUGUCCAGCCUCGGCACCAACAGGAAGCUGUCCCAGACCAAGAAGAGGCUCAACAGGAGGGCCAGACUUCCAGAGAUUCAACAGAGCCAGAAGACACCGAUCAGGUGGAAACUUUCUUCAGCACAAUGAGUCACAGAUUUAGUGAUAUAAGACUGGACGACGACAAUGGUAUCCCUACACAAGAGUUUUUGGACUCAUGCUAUGCAAUAGUACCAGUAUUAGACAAGUUGGGAUCCACUGUGUUUGCACCAGUUAAAAUGGAUUUUGUUGGAAAUAUCAAGAAAAUUCACCAGAAGCUGAUGUCGGAGCCUGCCAGCUUCCCCACACUACAGUCCAUCGUGCUGCAUGAAGUCCAGACAGAGAAUUCCCGGGUGCGUAACUCGGCCACCGAGGCUCUGCUGUGGCUCAGACGGGGCCUGAUGUUCCUCAAAGAGUUUCUGUCGGAGGUCAACGCAGGAGAGCAAGACAUCCACGGAGCGCUAAAUAACGCCUAUGGAAAGACCCUUCGGCAGUACCACGGAUGGGUUGUGCGAGGCGUUUUUGCUUUGGCACUGAGAGCUGCUCCGUCUUAUCAAAGUUUCGCCGCUGCCUUAGUGUCAAGAGCGGGCGACGAGCUGAAGGGCGGCUUUACCAGCGGCGUGCACAGGGACCUGGGAUUGUAUUUGCCUGCCAUGGAGAAGCAGCUGGCCAUCCUAGAUGCGCUGUAUGAAGAAUACAACCUGGAGUCUGAUGAAGUGGUGUGAAACUUGGAACAGACAGAGGAAGCACAGAACCUGACCGCACGGGCAGAGUAGUGGCUGACCGCUGAAGGAGGGUGCCAGAUGCAUCAAGUGCAUCUUGUUUACAAAAUAAUGAAGCGUGUCAGUGUGAGGUGGUUGUUAAACUCUAGGACAGUGGAGGGUCGAGGUUUGAAGAAGGUAUUCAUGUCUGUAUUUAGGAGCAAGCAUUACAAUUAAAGACAUUAUUGUUUGACAAAAUGUAGUUCCUAGGUCUUGUUUAAAAGACCAUUGACAGCGUAGGGUUUUUUAGCCCUAUUAUGCAGACAACCUGCCAUAAUGAUUCGUUUGAUGAUAGAUUUGUUUCUGGUGCACACUGUGGCUGUAUUGUGUGUGUGUUUUUUGUUUUUUUGUGUACAGGUACAUAAACACAAGUUAUUUGGCUCUAGUGACUUCCCUAGAUAACCAUUUAUGAUUUCCCCUAAAGUAAUUUAUAAUCAAGAUUGUCCUUGUUUCUGCGGAUUUAUGGAAUGAGGUCCUACUUACAACUAAGCAUUAUUUGGACAAAAGCUAUGUCGGAUUGUUCCGAUGCCCAAUAUGUAUGUGAUGGAGUUGCAUACUGGGCUAACUUUAAGCAUUUGGGGUAAAAAA
Molecule: messenger RNA, 2522 nt
Organism: Perca fluviatilis (European perch)
Lineage: Eukaryota; Metazoa; Chordata; Actinopteri; Perciformes; Percidae
Gene: plekha8
Product: pleckstrin homology domain containing, family A (phosphoinositide binding specific) member 8
Exons: 13
Coding region: 183-1898 (571 amino acids)
Biological process (GO): intermembrane lipid transfer; ceramide transport
Cellular component (GO): membrane; cytoplasm; cytosol
Molecular function (GO): ceramide 1-phosphate transfer activity; ceramide 1-phosphate binding
Source: RefSeq, a predicted model, not a curated record